Molecule: messenger RNA, 1053 nt
Organism: Drosophila mauritiana
Lineage: Eukaryota; Metazoa; Arthropoda; Insecta; Diptera; Drosophilidae
Exons: 2
Coding region: 336-881 (181 amino acids)
Biological process (GO): regulation of synaptic transmission, cholinergic; positive regulation of voltage-gated potassium channel activity; sleep
Source: RefSeq, a predicted model, not a curated record
AUAUUUGUAUUUAUUUGUAAUUUAAACAAGAAUCCCCUGAACUGUGCACAACUCACUUAGUGCACACAAAAAAAUUCAAAACAGUUAAAUUAAAUUUGCAUAUUCGCAGCUACUUGUUGCACUCCGCCUCGUUGAAUAUUCAAAUCUUAAAAAAUCCAAAAGUUGCAUCAGCACAGUACUUGCACUUGUCACGUUUAAUAGCCACGUUCUGAUACCGGUUUACUAGUGUAAAUAAGAGUAGUAUACAAAGAAUUAUAGAUUAUUAAUAUUACCAGAGCAAUGCUAAUUAAACAAUGCGCCGCUUCUAGCGCUAAUCAAAUUACAAACAAACCUCAAUGAAAAAAACAGAGAAAAUUCUGAUAAAUUACUACUUGCAGCAUCAGCGUUGGAAAAAGUCUAUUGGAAAUCUAGUAGCUGCAACCAAAAACCACAAAAUGGCAAUCACAACCUACGCCUAUGCCAUGUGCCUUGUUUUGGCCGCCAAUUUGUUAUCAGUGAAUGCCAUUCGGUGCCAUCAGUGCAACUCGCACGACAACGAGGAUUGCGGUGGCCUGGUGGUGAACACUCCUCGUGCCCAGCGGGACAACCAGUACCUGACGGACUGCGUCCCGCCCAGCGGCGAAGUGGCCUUCUGCCGCAAGACGGUGAUCAAUUUCGAGCAGAAUAACGAGCGGAGGAUCGAGCGGAGCUGUGGGUUCAUUCCGGAGAAGAUCCAAAACGCGUGCUUCACCGCCGACAACGAGGGCUACAAGCAGAUCAUCUGCACCUGCCCCGACGAGGGAUGCAAUGGAGCCAGCUCCCUGUUGAGUGUCCGCCAGUUGGGCUACAGUCUGGUUGGAUCUGUGGUCAGUCUGGCACUGGCUAGUAUGCUCAGGCAUUAGGUCAUCGAUUAGCUCACCUUCAGCUCCUGCAUUCUGCAUCCUGCAUCCUGUUUCCUGCAUCCAAAACGUACCUUAUCCUAACUGGUUAAGCUAAGUCUUAAAUAUUUUGCACUAAGUUCUAUGGCAGCUAUUUCGCGUUUAGUCUUGUAUUCUGUAUUUGUAUUUAAUUACU